UGUCUCCAAUCAGCUCCAGCACAGGAGGACUAUCCUGACUCCUCAAAUCGCUGCAUUUUGGAUGGGAAAUGGGGCUUCUGACAGGGAAAGAUGACUAUAAAGUGGCGGCGACUUCAGAAGAUGGAGUCAAAACGCCUAAAAAAGGGAAAAAGAACAAAAAGGACAUGGACGAACUGAAGAAAGAAGUGGAAAUGGAUGAUCACAAACUAACAAUGGAGGAGCUGAGCAGAAAAUAUGGCACUGAUCUGACAAAGGGCUUGCCUGUUUCUCGAGCGAUGGAAGUCUUAAUGCGUGAUGGACCAAACGCCCUGACUCCACCGGUUAUAACUCCAGAAUGGGUGAGGUUCUGCCGGCAACUCUUUGGUGGAUUUCAGACUCUGCUGUGGAUCGGUGCAUUUCUCUGCUACUUUGCAUUUUCGAUCCAGGCUGCAACGGAAGAGCCAGUAAAUGACAAUCUGUAUCUAGGAAUUGUGCUUACCUUUGUGGUCACAGUCAAUGGAUGCUUCUCAUACUCUCAAGAGGCAAAGAGCUGUAGAAUCAUGGAUUCCUUCAAGAACCUCGUUCCUCAGAAAGCCCUGGUUGUGCGUGAUGGAGAGAAAAAGAUCAUUGAUGCUGAAGAGGUAGUUGUGGGUGAUCUUGUUGAGGUCAAAGGUGGAGACAAAAUCCCAGCUGAUAUUCGCAUCGUAUCUUCACAUGGAUGCAAGGUGGACAACUCUUCCCUGACUGGAGAAUCUGAGCCCCAGAUUCGCACUGCAGACAUGUCUAGUGAAAACCCACUGGAGACAAGAAACAUCGCAUUUUUUUCUACCAACUGUAUUGAUGGUGCUGCCAGAGGGAUUGUUGUCAACACCGGUGACCGCACUGUCAUGGGUCGCAUUGCAUCACUUGCCUCCAACCUGGAAGGUGGACAAACACCACUUGGCCGAGAAAUCGAGCACUUCAUCCACAUCAUCACCGGUGUAGCUGUUUUCUUGGGCACGACCUUCUUAAUUAUCUCCGUGAUGCUUGGCUUUACUUGGCUAGAGGGCAUCAUUUUUCUUAUUGGGCUCAUUGUCGCUAAUGUACCUGAAGGUCUCCCUUGCACUGUAACUGUGGCUCUGACUCUCACUGCCAAACAUAUGGCAAAGAAAAACUGCCUGGUGAAGAAUCUUGAAGCUGUGGAGACUCUUGGUUCAACCUCCACCAUUUGCUCGGACAAAACUGGAACUUUGACCCAGAACCGGAUGACUGUCGCUCACAUGUGGUUCGACAACCAGAUUCAUAUAGCCGAUACCACAGAGAACCAGACUGGAGCCUCAUUUGACAGGAGCUCAGCUACUUGGUCUGCUCUCGCACGUGUUGCUGGCCUUUGCAAUCGUGCUGUCUUCCAGUCAAAUCAGAGUCAUCUUCCAGUGCUUAGGAGAGAGACAGCUGGUGAUGCCUCAGAGUCUGCACUGCUGAAGUGUAUUGAGCUGUGCUGCGGUUCAGUCACUGAAAUGAGAGAAAACUACCCAAAGGUUGCUGAGAUCCCGUUCAACUCCAUUAGCAAGUAUCAGCUCUCAAUCCAUGAGAAUCCCAAUUCCUCAGAGCCAAAACACCUCCUGGUGAUGAAGGGAGCACCUGAGAGAAUCUUGGAUCGGUGUUCGACCAUUUUAAUUGAAGGAAAAGAGCAUCCUUUAGAUGAUGAAAUGAAAGAGGACUUUCAGAAUGCUUAUGUUCAACUUGGAGGUCUUGGAGAAAGAGUCCUGGGUUUCUGCCACUUUGGCCUUCCUGAUGAUCAGUUUCCUGAGGGUUUUGCAUUUGAUACUGAAGAAAUGAACUUCCCCACUGAGAACCUGUGCUUUGUUGGCCUCAUGUCCAUGAUUGAUCCUCCUCGUGCCGCUGUACCAGAUGCUGUGGCCAAAUGCCGGAGUGCUGGAAUCAAGGUAAUCAUGGUUACUGGUGACCAUCCGAUCACAGCAAAGGCUAUUGCAAAAGGUGUCGGCAUCAUCUCAGAAGGCAAUGAGACAGUGGAUGACAUCGCUGCUCGGCUGAAAAUCCAUAUUGAUGAGGUGAAUCCAAGAGAUGCUAAGGCCUGCGUGAUCCAUGGAGGAGAACUGAAAAAUAUGACAGAUGAACAGCUGGAUGACGUCCUUCAACAUCAUACAGAAAUUGUGUUCGCCAGAACGUCUCCACAACAAAAGCUGAUCAUUGUGGAAGGAUGUCAGCGACAGGGUGCCAUUGUAGCCGUAACCGGUGAUGGAGUCAAUGAUUCUCCAGCUCUGAAGAAGGCUGACAUUGGUGUGGCUAUGGGUAUUGCUGGAUCUGACGUAUCCAAACAGGCUGCUGACAUGAUCCUUCUGGACGACAACUUUGCCUCAAUUGUCACUGGAGUAGAAGAAGGCCGUCUGAUCUUUGACAACUUGAAGAAGUCCAUUUGCUACACACUGAGCACCAAGAUCCCGGAGAUGUCACCCUUCCUCAUGUUUGUCCUCGCUGGUAUUCCUCUACCUCUGGGCACCGUCACCAUUCUCUGCAUUGACCUGGGCACUGACAUGGUUCCUGCUAUCUCCUUUGCCUAUGAAAAUGCAGAAAGUGACAUCAUGAAGAGACAACCCAGAAAUGCUGCAACUGAUAGGCUGGUGAACGAGAGGCUGGUCAGUGUGAGCUAUGGUCAAAUUGGUGUGAUGAAUGCAUUUGGCGGGUUCUUUACCUACUUUGUGAUUCUUGCUGAGAAUGGCUUCUUGCCUUGGGAUCUGGUGGGAUUACGGAUUGGCUGGAAUGACAGAUAUUUCAGUGAAGUGGAAGACAGCUAUGGCCAGCAAUGGACCUACGAGCAGAGGAAGGUUCUGGAGUACACAUGCCACACCGCCUACUUUACCAGCAUUGUGAUCAUGCAGUGGACUACUUUGCUUGUUUGCAAGUCCAGAAGGCUUUCCCUUGCAAAGCAGGGAAUGAAAAACCGAGUCCUCACUUUUAGUCUGUUUGAGGAAACUGCAAUUGCAGCGUUCCUGUCUUACUGCCCAGGCAUGGACAUUGCAGUCAGAAUGUAUCCAUUGAAACCUAUGUGGUGGUUCUGUGCCUUCCCAUAUAUGAUCCUCAUUUUCAUCUAUGAUGAAGUUAGAAAACAUUUCAUUAGGCAAAACCCAGGAGGCUGGGUGGAACAAGAAACAUACUACUAAAGCCAGAAGACUUUCUGUUGAACAUGAGCAAGGAGAGAUUGCAUCCUUUGGAAAACAUCAAAAUGAACACCCGUUUAGGUUAUUAAAUACGUCAGAUUACAGGGAUAUUCACCCAAAAAUGAACAUUCUGCCAUCAUUUACUAACCCUUUCACAUUUCUUUAUUCUAUUUAACACAAAAGAAGAUGUUUUGUAAGCUGAAACCAUUGACUUCUUUUAUUUAUACUAUGGGAGUCAAUGGUUAUGUUUUCAGCUUACUUUGUAAUAUCUACUGUGUUCAACAGGAUUAAGAAACGUAAAGGUUUAGAUUAAAGUGAGGGUGAGUAAAUUAACAUUUUAAGGAGAACGAUCCAUUUAUAAACAAGAAGCAUCCAAGUCAUUUGCACACAUGCAUGCGUAGUUGCUCAGCUUAUUAUAAUAGAUUCAUUUACAUUGAGUGUAUUUAUGAAAAUCCACAUUCAUGGCAUUUAAAAAAAAUAUAGGUUUCAACCAAGCUGCUAACAAGUUUUAGUUUUAACCUUUAGCACUGUAUUUAGCAGUGUAUUUCACUAUAAUCAAACAUUACUCUUUUGUUUUUCAUGCAAUAAAAUCCACAUGUUGGAUUAACGUGAGGUUAUGUACAGAACAGAGUACACUGUAUUGAUGAACAAUAAAGACACAAUAAAACAAAAACACAAUAAAA
This is a messenger RNA of Danio rerio (zebrafish), 3820 nucleotides long. RefSeq names its product ATPase Na+/K+ transporting subunit alpha 1a, tandem duplicate 5 (gene atp1a1a.5). Lineage: Eukaryota; Metazoa; Chordata; Actinopteri; Cypriniformes; Danionidae. The record is from RefSeq and is marked provisional. Gene Ontology annotation, cellular component: plasma membrane; membrane. Gene Ontology annotation, molecular function: P-type potassium transmembrane transporter activity; nucleotide binding; ATP hydrolysis activity. Gene Ontology annotation, biological process: potassium ion transport.